AAGCAGCCACUGGGAACACGGACCGCGGAGGAGCAGCAGUUGCGAGAGAGGCGCGCGCGCGGUCACAACUGGGCGACGGCAGCGAUUGGGGCAUGCAAAUUAUGCCAAAUAGCACCAUCGACAGGAGCACGAGCACGAGAAGCAGCAGCAGCAACGCCACAGCCAAAACCAUCGCCAGCGUCAACGACGACAACCGAGCACCGAAUGCAGCAGAGCACCGGAGCGGCGACGUCAUCCGCAGCAGAUAGCGGGAUGGGGGCGACGGACCUGGUGUCCAGGUGCGGUGGCGACGGCGGGGGAGGUGGCGGGAACAGCUGCUCCGGAGGAUCCAGCGACCCAGCAGCGAUCAACACAACGAUUAGCUCCAAGCAGGCGGACGCGAGGGAGCCGCAGGAGGAGCAGGUGGCCAUCCACUACUUGGCUAGCUUCCAUGAGCUGUGCGUGGUGACCGCCCUGCUGCCGCUGGUGACGCUCUUCACGUGCUUCGUGACCGCCUACGUCUUCCAGUACGACGAUGUCCACGAGACACAUUGCCGCGUCUACAACAUUAUACCCUCGAUAAGUGCAAUUACCGGCGUCAGUCCGCAGCGCUACUUCUGGCGCUUCAGCAUCGCGCUCCACAUCGGACCGCGAAUCCCCAUCGCCUUCGUCUACAAGAACUACUACCGCUCGCAGCUGCGUCGGAUCAGUCCCGCCCAGGUGCCUCAGACGAGCCUGCUCAUCACGCUGAUCCUGGUGCUCAACUGCAUCGAGAUCGCGUCCCUGGGCGGCGUCACCUAUAUAUCGAAUCGCGAGAACUACCCCGUUCACGAGCGCAUAUUCAUCACGUUCAUGGUCUGCUCGCUGUGCUACAUGCUGGCCACCAUCAAGCUGAACAGCAUCCUCAAUGCCGGACAGGCGCUGAGCGAAAAGCAGCUCCUCUCCAUCAAGUGGAAGAAGAUCCUCUUCGCCGUCUCCAUCCUGAGCACCGUCGGCCUGCUGGUGUUCUUUGCCAAACAUCGCUUCUACUGUCACGACUUGGCAUUCAGUUGGUUCGCGUUCUUCGAGUACUUGAUCGCCAUCGCCAACAUGCUGUUCCACUUCACCAUCAUCUGGGACUUCCCCUCGCAGUUCAUGAUGAUCGUGCAGGGACCCCGCGAGAAUCUCGCCCAGUAUUUGAGCAGCCGGCCGAAGCUGGACUAGAUUCGACACGGACUAGAUGCUCCCAGCGCGCCACAUCUCCUCCAGUGAACAGUGCGUGCGAUUCCCGUGCGAAACGUACAAUUAACGAACUUCUUCAACUUUAAAACUAAGCGCUUCCAUGCCGAUCAACCAUAGCAAACUUAGCCUUCUUCUAUUUCUUCGAUUCUCUUUACACUUACACUUAUCAAUCUAAGCCGAAAGCGAAACCAAACCAAAAUCCAGAGAUAAGGAACGCAAUACGAUACGAAACCAAAAUGUUCCAUAGUUCCAUGAUUAAUAUAGCUAUUGAAUUUAACAACAAGUAUGUAAAGAAUUUUGCCAGAUUAGAGGGCAUACCGUUCUAUGUACACAUUCUAAAUACGUGAAAUAAGUUACCUAGGGAUUAAGUGCACCCAAAACAAAACCAAAACCGAAACCAAAACCAAACCAAAUGGAUCGCAGCUCGCCAGAUCUCAUGUCAAUUUCGAAUCGAAUGCUAGGAGCCAGCCAGGGGCGAGUAGUUUCAUUUGUUAGGCAGUAAAGUAAAGUAAAAUAAAUAGAAGUCGCAUUACUUACCACUUAGUACAUAUCGUUUAUACAAGAUGAUAACGAGCAGCGGGAAAUAGCCUCCUUGGGACAGGCCCUAUUGGCCCCCAUCCAAAAGAACAAGGACACGAUUCUAAUAGACGGUAAUCAGACAAUAGACAUUAAGUGUGCGACUUUACUGCGGGCAACGAACCAGGGGACCUCCACAGAUUCCAUCCGCGCAGUGAUGGCAAAUGGUAUUUCCCGGAUAGUUGAUAGCUACUCAUGCACAUAGUUUUAGAAUCCGUCACUGAUCGUGGAUCGGAUCGAGUAAUCCGAAUGGGUGUGGAGGUGCGGCUUCUGGUGCUCACGGGGUCAGAAGGUCGGUGGCAUAAGUAAAUGUAGCCAAGUAAACAAUUGUUCUUAGCCAACUUUAAUAGUGAAAUGAAAUUCGAAGGACGGAGCAAUCCGGUGAAAACUAGAGGCCCAUAGGUAACCAAUUUGCAAACCAGAUUAGGAUCAAUAUAUUUUGCAGCAAAGGAGAUGCGUAGGUGUUUUUUUUUUCCUCUAUACAAGAGUACUUAGUGUAAAUCGAGAAGAGUUCAAAUUGAUAUCGCUACUUGGCCAACUUUGUGCCAUAUGUACACAGCAGAGUCAGGCGGAAGGUUUUAUUCGAUAAGUAGUACGUACGAUUGCUACCCUUAGUUAUGAUUGCGAUUGAGCAUUGUAUUUGCGGGAGAUCGACCUUUUAGAUAAUUACCCCGUAUAGCUAAACCAAUGAAACAAUUGUUAAUUCUCACACAAAAACCAAAUACCAACGGAUACUCACUAAAAAAAGUUAUACAGAUUAACAACUCGAGCUAGCUCACGCCCACUCAUGCGAUAUGUUAUGCAAUAGUUGAGUUGCCAGUUGCACCUCGCGAUCGAUCAGAAUAUAUAUAUAUUGAAUUUGAAUUAUUGUUAAUGCUUACACGGCCUGCGUUUAUCCCACAUUAACUAUAUCUAUACUUAUAGCUCUGUCCCGCUCCGUUUCGAUUUCCCAUUUCCGAUUAUGUGCCUCUCUCUCUUUCCCACGCCCCCAAGGAUAGUACUUCCAGUCGCAUCCGAUCUGAUCCGAUCCGGUUGCGUACUAUUAUUCAUAUAUAUAUGCGCUUUAUAUAUACUGCUCAUCGGCUAAUCUUCAAUUAUUUGAUCCGGCAGAUGGAUGGUCACUUUUUACCUUUGCAUAACUUUUUAGGCGACACAACGUAAGAGAAUUAAUUAAAAAUGAAAUGCAAAACUUAACUAUGAAAUACAUAUGUAAACUUUGUAGCUUCCUAAUUUGAAUAAAGAUUAAUACAACUCA
Drosophila sechellia is the source of this 3031-nucleotide messenger RNA. Its product is annotated as post-GPI attachment to proteins factor 2-like. The coding region runs from base 205 to 1182 and encodes 325 amino acids. Lineage: Eukaryota; Metazoa; Arthropoda; Insecta; Diptera; Drosophilidae. The transcript is spliced from 5 exons. The record is from RefSeq and is a predicted model, not a curated record. Gene Ontology annotation, cellular component: endoplasmic reticulum membrane; Golgi membrane. Gene Ontology annotation, biological process: GPI anchor biosynthetic process.